Messenger RNA from Marasmius oreades (fairy-ring Marasmius), 3407 nucleotides. RefSeq lists its product as uncharacterized. Lineage: Eukaryota; Fungi; Basidiomycota; Agaricomycetes; Agaricales; Marasmiaceae. Gene Ontology annotation, molecular function: methenyltetrahydrofolate cyclohydrolase activity; ATP binding; formate-tetrahydrofolate ligase activity. Gene Ontology annotation, cellular component: cytosol. Gene Ontology annotation, biological process: tetrahydrofolate interconversion. The transcript has 14 exons. The record is from RefSeq and is a predicted model, not a curated record. Bases 113 to 3079 code for a protein of 988 amino acids.
AAAAAAAAUAGAAGUUCUGCAACGUAGACUCCCAACUCAGCCUUGCAGGCCGACUCCAUGCUUACACGUCGCUGUAUUCGUUCUUCAAGUUCAGUCAUUCCUUCAUCGCUGAAUGUCCCGGCGAGUCACGAAUCUUUCAUUCUGGAGUUGCCAAAUCCGUCCAUACCGCAUUGCUCGCACGGGACUGGAGACCCGUAGUGGGUCUACGCCCAGUAUGCGGGGUUUAUCUUCUUAUCAUCCUACUCCCAUGCCUUCCACUGCAAAUACGAUCGAUGGUACAACGAUUGCUCAGUCAAUCAGACAGAGUGUCGCAAGUCGAAUUCAAUCGUUGCAGGCCACCCAUCCCCGAUUCCAGCCUCAGCUUGUGAUCGUACAAGCCGGUCAGCGUCCAGAUUCUUCGACUUACGUUCGUAUGAAAGCGAAGGCCGCAGAGGAGGUUGGGAUAAAGUAUCGCCAUGUCGCACUCCCUGCAGAAGCCACCGCUGAAGAAAUCAUUGAUGUUGUCAAAAAUCUCAAUGACGAUGAUCAAGUCAGCGGCAUCCUUGUUCAACUACCUCUCGGCGAACACAUCACACCGGCUGGAGAGCGUUCGGUCACGGAAGCCAUUGGUCCUAAAAAAGAUGUUGAUGGAUUUCAUGCCUAUAAUAUUGGACAUUUGUCUUCACGCGCGUCUGCUCCCUUGUUCGCCCCUUGUACACCUUCGGCGGUUCUGAGGCUGAUUGACUCGAGCGGGACAUCGAUAUCCGGUACCAAUGCUGUCGUUCUCGGCCGCAGCGAUAUCGUUGGGAGCCCCGUGGCAUCCAUGCUUCGCAAUAGAGAUGCUACUGUUACACAGUGUCAUAGUCGCACUAAAAACCUCGAGACGAUUGUGAAAAGCGCGGAUAUCGUGGUUUCAGCUAUCGGGAAGGCUGAAUUCGUGAAAGGUUCCUGGAUCAAACCUGGCGCCGUUGUAAUCGAUGUGGGAAUUAAUUACAUUCCGGACGCGACCAAGAAAUCGGGUCGCAGGCUGGUCGGGGAUGUGGAGUUUGCCUCUGCUAGUCAAGUCGCGUCUCAUAUUACCCCAGUCCCUGGAGGAGUUGGUCCCAUGACCGUGGCUCUACUUAUGGAAAAUACCCUAAAUUCCGCUGAGCGUUUGUGGAACGAGGCUCGGGAAAGAAAAGUGAAGCCCCUCAGGCUCAAUGUCCUUGAGAAAGUUCCUAGCGACAUAGAGAUUGCCAUGGCCCAGACGCCUAAACCAAUCACGCAACUUGCUCAUGAGAUUGGGUUAUUACCGGAUGAGUUAGAGAGCUAUGGCAAGUACAAGGCUAAAGUUGAACUCAGUGUUCUUAAGCGUUUGGAACAUCGCAAGGAUGGGAAGUAUAUCGUUAUCUCUGGCAUCACACCCACGCCUCUUGGAGAAGGAAAAUCGACGACAACUAUCGGCUUGGCACAGGCGCUCGGUGCUGAGCUCGGUCGUCCCGCGUUCGCUUGCGUGCGCCAACCGAGUCAAGGACCAACCUUUGGUAUCAAAGGAGGAGCCGCUGGUGGAGGCUAUAGUCAAGUCAUUCCUAUGGACGAAUUCAAUCUACACCUUACUGGUGAUAUCCACGCCGUCACUGCAGCCAACAACCUUCUGGCUGCCGCAUUGGACGCCCGUAUGUUUCACGAGGCAACGCAGUCGGACAAGGCGUUGUAUAGUCGUUUGGUUCCCGCCAAGAAAGGCAAAAGAGAAUUUGCGCCUCUCAUGCUUAAGAGACUGAAAAAGCUCGGUAUCAAUAAGACAACUCCCGACGACCUUACGCCUCAGGAAAUCACUCGUUUUGCUAGACUCAAUGUAGACCCGGAAACCAUCACUUGGAAUCGCGUACUAGACACAAACGACCGUUUCCUCCGCAAGAUCACUAUCGGUCAGAACCUCACGGAACAAGGUCAUACGCGGGAAACAGGCUUCGAUAUCGCUGUUGCUAGUGAAUGUAUGGCAGUGCUUGCACUUACUACUGGUCUUGAAGAUAUGAAACAGCGCUUGGGUGCCAUGGUGGUUGCCACAAGCAAGGAAGGCGAUCCUAUCACGGCCGAUGACAUUGGUGUUUCGGGAGCUCUCGCUGUUCUCUUGAAGGACGCUAUCAAACCCAAUCUUAUGCAAACCCUCCAGGGUACACCCGUCUUCGUCCAUGCAGGACCAUUUGCAAACAUCGCUCAUGGAAAUUCUUCGAUUCUUGCCGACCGUGUCGCAUUGAAACUAGCAGGUAUUGGAGAAGGUGACUCACCUGAUCGUGUUGGGUAUGUACUUACCGAGGGCGGAUUUGGGGCCGAUAUGGGUAUGGAGAAGUUCUGCAACAUCAAGUGCCGUGUCAGCGGGCUGAAACCAGAUGCCACCGUUAUCGUGGCCACAACUCGUGCCCUGAAGAUGCACGGCGGUGGACCUGAAGUUACCCCAGGAAAGCCUCUGCAUGAUACGUACACCAAGGAGAAUUUAGAGAUCCUCAAAGAAGGAUGCAAAAACUUGGUUCGGCAUGUCAGGAAUAGCCGCAAGUUUGGAGUCAAAGUUAUUGUGGCCAUUAACCAAUUUGCUUCUGAUACACCUGCUGAACUCGCUCUAGUGCGUGAAGAGGCACUUGCUGGUGGUGCCGACGCCGCCGUGGUCAGUAAUCACUGGGCUGAAGGAGGUGCCGGUGCUCGUGCUCUGGCGGAGUCAGUUGUCGCAACAUGCGAGGGACCAUCCGAUUUUAAGUUCCUCUAUGAUAUCGACCUUCCUAUCGAGGAGAAGAUCUCUGUCAUCUGCAAGCAGAUUUAUGGUGCAGAUGGGAUUGAACUAAGUCACCUGGCGAAGACCCAGGUCGAAACCUAUACCCGUCAAGGCUAUGGGAACUUACCUAUCUGCAUGGCAAAGACUCAGUACUCCUUCUCGCACGAUCCAAAACUCAAAGGCGUGCCUUCAGGCUUUACCAUUCCUAUCCGUGCCGUGAAACUGUCUGCGGGUGCUGGAUUUUUAUACCCGCUUUUGGGUGACAUGCAAACCAUGCCUGGCCUUGGAACUCGUCCAGGUUUCUGGGAAGUCAGUCUGAACUCAGAGACAGGUCGUGUACUGGGUCUGUUUUGAUUUACUGCCUCAACAAACUAGGGAAUGUUUUGCGGUUGCUUGGAGGAUUGUAUGGAGUCCUUUCUGUCUCGUGUUCUCAACGAACAAUUUUUUGAACGGACCCGUCUCAAUACGGGACGUCGAUACUGUUCAACACAGCAAAUUUAUCUAUGGCAAUGCCGCCGCGUUGGCGGGACAUGCCCUCAAAUUCAUUCUUAGAUGUGGUGGAGACUCUGGGUCUGGCACGGUCGUUACUGUUAUCUGUAUCAUACGUUGUUUUAGAAGUGCUUCUUGAGAUUUGGAACCUGAUCUGUUGAUUUAGUGCGACUUAGUUGAAAUAUUCUCCAGU